Vigna unguiculata (cowpea) is the source of this 369-nucleotide messenger RNA. RefSeq names its product protein FAR-RED ELONGATED HYPOCOTYL 3-like. NCBI's taxonomy places the organism in Eukaryota, Viridiplantae, Streptophyta, Magnoliopsida, Fabales, Fabaceae. Gene Ontology annotation, biological process: regulation of DNA-templated transcription. The record is from RefSeq and is a predicted model, not a curated record.
AUGGAGAGUGGACAAUUACUUGUAGUUGUAGAAAAUUUGAAUAAUGGGGGAAUAUUGUGUUAUCAUUCAUUAAGAAUACUAUUUUGUAAGGAUAUCAAGCUUCUCCCAGAAAAAUAUAUAUUGAAGAGGUGGACAAGACAUGCACGAAGUGAUGCAAUGAGUGAUCAUGGUGGAAAGCCAAUCAAUGUUGAUCCUAGAUUGGAAAGCUCAAAACAAUAUAAGCAACUAUGUUCAAGACUUUUAAGAUUAGCUCAUGAUGUAUCGGAUGAUUCAGAAGCAUGCACUAUGGUUUGGGAAGGGGUGUUAGAACUUGAGAAGAAAGUGACUGCGAUUCGAUUGAACAAUCAAUCACAUGGUACUCAUGGCUGA